Messenger RNA from Penicillium verhagenii, 3069 nucleotides. RefSeq names its product serine/threonine-protein kinase. The transcript is spliced from 3 exons. Gene Ontology annotation, cellular component: cytoplasm; autophagosome. NCBI's taxonomy places the organism in Eukaryota, Fungi, Ascomycota, Eurotiomycetes, Eurotiales, Aspergillaceae. Gene Ontology annotation, biological process: autophagosome organization; protein autophosphorylation; autophagy. Gene Ontology annotation, molecular function: protein binding; ATP binding; protein serine/threonine kinase activity. The coding region runs from base 1 to 3069 and encodes 1022 amino acids. The record is from RefSeq and is a predicted model, not a curated record.
AUGGAAGCAACGCAAGAAUCCACCCAACCAUGUGCAGACCCACGCCGUAUGGGCCUGAAUAAUUCGGGGCUGCAGGACCAAGAUCUUGCCGACACUAUUUGCAUCCUUCACCCCAAUUCCCAUGCCGCCCACGAUGCGGUUGCUGCUACAGCUGCUGUAAGCACCCAGCAUAUUUUACAAAGGGCGGCUUUGGAUUUUGAGGCUUCGGAGACCGCUGCCUUGGACCUUGCACUACGAUUAUCUUCCGAUGUCCGCGACCUUGGGGCGGGGUUUUGCUUUGGUCGCAAUCCGGUCCGCUGUGAUGUUCUUUUGACAUCCAACGAUGAUUCUAAGAAAGUCUCCAACAAUCAUUUCCGCAUUCAUCUGACCGGUGACGGCAUCAUCAUGCUACAAGAUACCUCUACCAAUGGGACUAUUGUAGACAAUUGCCGCCUACGCAAGAAUUCCAAAGACAGCAGCCGUAUGCUCGUUAACGGCUCAGUCAUCCAGGUAGUGACUGGGAAUCAGGGGUCAGACGAGGUUCGUUUUGUUGUGCGCAUACCUUCACGGGAACACUUUGCUUUGAAGUUUUCGCAAAAUGUGCUACAGUAUUUCAAGCGAGUUCAGCAAAUUUUGGCUGGGCAACAGACGACCCGACAGGCACCAGCCCAGCCGGUUCUUCCAUGGUCAGUAGCCAAUGCUUAUGGUAUGCAUUGGUCAGGUGGACCGAUGUACAAUGUGACAGGGCAGAUCGGCAAGGGUGCGUUUGCCACGGUGUAUAAAUUAGCCACUAAGCAGCACGGUGCGAUUUAUGCUGCUAAAGAGUUGGAUAAACGCCGGUUCAUGAAAAAUGGCAUUCUGGAUCAAAAGGUCGAUAAUGAGAUGAAAAUCAUGAGAGACCUCAAGCACCCCAAUAUUGUGCAAUACAUUGAACAUCAUGAAUAUGAUCGCUGGAUCUAUAUCGUGAUGGAGUAUGUCCCUGGUGGUGAACUGUCUACAUAUUUGCACAGCCCCGGCAAGAUCCCAGAAGAUAUGGUUCGAACCAUCACUCGGCAGCUUUUGCGGGCACUACACUACCUCCAUAAACGCCGAAUUACCCAUCGUGAUAUCAAGCCGGACAACAUCUUGAUAGCAUCCUUGGAUCCCCUUCGGGUCAAGUUGUCCGACUUUGGACUAUCGAAAGUGACACAAGAGGAGACAUUCCUUAAAACAUUUUGUGGAACCCUGUUAUAUUGUGCUCCUGAAGUGUAUCCAGAUUAUGACAUGUAUGGACGCGGUGAGGUCCGGAAACGACGUCGAUUUGGAGACCCACCCGCAAAAACCUCCCCGUACAGCCAAGCGGUGGAUAUGUGGUCACUAGGGGCAGUCCUAUACCAUGUAUUGUCCGGCGUCCCCCCAUAUGCAGGCCGAGCCGAAGACAGGGGCGUUGCCAUGCUACGCAGCAUUAUGACAACAGAACUCGAUCUCAGCAUCUUACGCAAUGGUGGCAUUUCCGAAGAUGGUGUUGAUUUUGUUGCCAACCUGUUGAAUCGAGACCCCUUUGCCCGCCCCACGGAAAAAGAAUGCUUUCAACACCCUUGGAUUGUGGACGUGCUUGACGUUGAUCAGUAUGAGGAUGAUGACAUUCUUCCCGACCCACAUGAAGGUCUUUCAGUCAUUGGCGAGGCCGAAGAAGAACUUGAUGCAUCUCAACUGUCUAUUCAUGAUGAGUCCGCGUACACUCACGCAGCUGGGGACGAAGAAGCGAAUAGCAGUGAAGCACUCGCUAAGAAGCCACGGAUUGAACAUAUCCCAGCAGAGAUUCGAUAUCCUUCACUUCCUCAAAUUGAAAGCUUCCAGGACAGUCAAGUGAUUGCAGAGCACCAAGCUCGACGCUUAUUUGGCGAAGUCACUUCUUCGGCUUUGCAAAGCUCACAUGCACUAGGCCACACAAGUGCAUGGGACGAUUCUGAUGUCAAGAACUUUGUGUCUUCCGGUGAGUCGAUGAGCGAUGAAUGCAGCGUCUCUUCGGUCAUAUCCCUCCCGGCAAAUCCUUUUGGCGGCACUGCACCCAGUUUGAUGGGAGCGGAAAAUCUUGUUGGACGACUGAACAUGAACUCCUCGCACCCUCUCCUUCAUCCUCAGAUCGGCCCCGUUAACGACAUCCCGACACCACAGAACAACCCUGGAAAGCCCAAGGACCUCACGACUGUAGAUAGCCUCUCUCCUGAAAGAGCCAAGUCGCCCCACCCGAGUGCUCAGGAUUUGACGCCCAGGGCACCCAAGCUGAACUUUUCUCGAGACAUUGAAUUUGACCUCCCUGAGACAGCCAGCGAACAAUCUAGCGACACAAGUGCUCGACCCAGUCGCCGAGGGUCGGCACAUCCCCCUGACAUAACUUCCCGGGAAGAUUUUGACAUCGAACUCAUGACCACCCUUGAUGCGCAGACCGGUCAGGCCGUUCUCGAUCGGCAGCUCAAUUCCGAGAUCGAGGCGUCUGAGCCGAUCGUUCACCAGCCCGAUCCUCUUUCUGUUCCAACUAGCAUCCCCGUCGCCGAAUUCACCAAGCCACCAAAGAUUCUUGGUCGUCUAAAGAGUGUUCCUGGAUCUAUUUUCGAUGUCAACAUACGACUGGAGAACCGAAUGACUUCGUGGGGUCGUGGGCCUGCCGCAACCAUCCGCCAUGAGGAUCGUAUGGAUACUCGAAUCGCGGCCUAUGCCUUGGAGAUCACUUUCUGGGCGCCCGGUAUCGAGGUCAAGAUCGCAGAGGGUAAAGACUGGCAGCAAGUCCCGGGGGUCAGGGCACUUCUCUCCACCAAAACUCGCAAAUGUAUCUGGGUCAACGGAACGGAACUCCGACGCGGAACCUCGACUGACGGGGGGUUAGAAGGCUUACACUUUGGAGAGAUUUAUUCGGGUGACAUUAUUACCAUCUACCGACAAAAGGGGGAGUUUCUUGACCUUCGGUGUGAGUUCUACCAUGGCGAGAGUGCGCAACAGCGCCCAGCCCACGAAGCCAAAUUCGUUGUCCGCAAGGCUCUGGCCAACAAACCCGAUAGUGCGGGAAAUCGACUUCCUCUUCGAGCCCACAAGAAAGAAGCUGAAAAAUAG